GUGCCCGAAAUGGUGUGAGGCAUAGAGGGAGCCGACUCCACAGAGCAGGACAACUUUUCAAAGGGACUGAAUGUACUGUUGGACUACAGGUUCAUCAUGAUGGUCUACAGAGUACAUCAGGCCUUCAUCUGUCUGCUUGUUGUGUCAGUGGGAGCAGAGGUGCAGGAAGACAUAUCCCCUGGGUGCAAAGAGUUCCUGUACAUGGGCACGCUGCCUCGAGGGCUUGAGGAGAAGUCGCUUAAAAAGAUCUGCCAGUUCUACGAGGGAAAACCGCGAUUUGUGACUCUGUAUGACACCUUCAGCCACAUCCCUGUUUAUUCUGCAUAUACCUUCAAACGCUCAGAUGGCUCCAAGAAGGCUGAUGUGCCUUGGAUGUAUGAGCCACAGCUGUCCAUUGCAACUGGUCCCAGAGAGAUGCAGCAGUUGCCUUCAGAAAAUAUUCCAAAGAUGCUAGAAGCUGCGCAGGCCGUCCUGGAUGACUACUCUGACACGGUGAUCUUCGAACGUGGGCAGCUGAACCCAGACGAGCACCAGGCCAAUCUUGAUGACAAAGCAGCCACCUACACUCUGACCAAUGUGGUUCCUCAGGUCCGAGAUUUCAACAUAGGUCCCUGGAAAAAGCACGAGCACACCAUUCGCAGGCGGCUCAACAAUUACUGCCGAGGCACUGCCUAUGUGAUCACCGGGGUCACCACUUCAGGUCACAUGAUACGUCGCCACAACACCGACCGCCUGGGCAUCCCCAGCUACUUCUGGUCAGCCUACUGUUGCGUUGAUUUUGACCACAAUGCCCCUUACCCAGAGCGUUCAAAGUUCCCUGCGUUUGCAGCCCACGGACUCAACGACAGGGAGAAUAAUAAGGUUCAGGAAAUGACGGUCCAACAGCUAGAGGACUUUCUGAAGAGUGUGACUUAUGUUAGGAGCUCUUUCCAGAUCUUCUAUGACAACUGUGUGCCUGCUAAUAGUGCUAAUGGUGGCCUGCACCUGCCAUAAAAACAUCGGUCAAUCAGUUUUUGUAUUAUCCCUACAUUCCACACUUGUAACAAACAAUUCUCUCAAUGUUAAUUCGAAUUUAAUUUAACAUUUUGGAAUUUUCCUGGGAAUACAAAACGUCUUUUUCACAUGCAUAACUUAGAUUUCUAUUAUAGCAUUUAGGUUUGCAGGUAAUUUCUCUUUCUGAGUCCUUGGCUGUUGGUUAACGUUUCUCACGCGUAAAUUUGGUGUUUCUCAUCAGCUAUUUGUUCAUCAAUGAGUUACUAAGGACAUCAUACAGUAUAUUUUAAUUUAACUCCAUAUAGUCCAUAUACUAUAUCUUUUGUGUUGUAUUUCAUGGGGCAAUAUUUUGCCUUCUAUACCGCAGAACACACUGCUGUAGUCGUUCAUUCACCUUCACUUUAUCUUAUGCUAAUGUAUCCUCUUCAUGACUGCAGACUGUAAAUGCCUGUGUAGUGUCUUUUGUUCAGUUGGGGGAGAUUAAAUCAACAGUUUUACAUUUACACAUUAACUGCAGCAUAUCUCUGCUCUCUCUUUUUUAUUUAAUCAGUAAAUUGGGACGUUUUCUUGUUGAUGACAGUUUAACUUGGGCACAGCAUUUGUUCAAUUUGUGACCACAAUAAAUAAAGUGUUU
This is a messenger RNA of Solea solea (common sole), 1627 nucleotides long. Its product is annotated as endonuclease domain-containing 1 protein-like. Gene Ontology annotation, molecular function: metal ion binding; nucleic acid binding; hydrolase activity. The record is from RefSeq and is a predicted model, not a curated record. The transcript is spliced from 2 exons. Bases 97 to 993 code for a protein of 298 amino acids. NCBI's taxonomy places the organism in Eukaryota, Metazoa, Chordata, Actinopteri, Pleuronectiformes, Soleidae.